Plasmodium inui San Antonio 1 is the source of this 966-nucleotide messenger RNA. RefSeq lists its product as hypothetical. The transcript is spliced from 2 exons. The record is from RefSeq and is a predicted model, not a curated record. Gene Ontology annotation, biological process: protein folding. Gene Ontology annotation, cellular component: endoplasmic reticulum membrane. Bases 1 to 966 code for a protein of 321 amino acids. Lineage: Eukaryota; Apicomplexa; Aconoidasida; Haemosporida; Plasmodiidae.
AUGAAAUUAUUCUUCUUUUCCUUUGCGUUGGUUUACCUCCUUCUGGUAAACAAUGUCAACUGCCUCUUCAAGAAUGCGAUCAGCGGGUUUUACUGCAACGAUGAGAACUGCUACGGUAUUUUAGGUGUCAGCGAAACAGCGAGCAUGAACGAGAUCAGGUCGGCUUACCACAGGCACCUGAUGAACCUGAAAAAUAACUAUGACUCGGAAAAGAAGAAAAAAAUUGUCAAGGCAUACCUCGUCCUGGCCAACAAACGAACGAGAAAGUAUUAUGAUUAUUAUUUGAAAAACCCAAACAGUAUUCUCAAUGUGAUAUACUUCAUUUUUUAUUGUGUGUUGAAGCUCAUAAAGGUGAUAAUCGCGUUGAUAAUUAUUGGAUUCCUGCUAUGUGGCUUCCAAUAUUUCAACAAUAAGUAUGAAAUGAAGAGGCGGGUGCAGAAAUUGUCCAAAAAUAAAGCUUUUAAGAAGGAGGUGCAAAAUAGGAUAGGGUCACAGCAUCCUGAUUUCCGCACGUAUGACAUGGCAAUGAAGAGGAAGGUAGAAGAAGACAUCGAAAUUGAAGUGGCACACGAGAUGGGACUUAUAUACAAGAAAAAGGAAGAGAAGUUUCCCUUCUCUGACUUAAUAAUCGUUAAGCUGUUGCUUCUUCCGAAACAAAUUAUCUGCUAUAUGCUCUGGAACGUUAAGUGGUUGAUAAAGUACCACAUUUUGAAUGACGAAUAUGACGAGAGUGACAAGUUAUACAUUACGAGGAAGUGCCUGAACAUUCCUGCCCAUAGGUGGGAUGCCCUCUCGGAGGAGGAUAAGAAAAUGCUUUUGAAAAAGCAGCUGUGGGUGAAGGAAAUUCAGGACGAGUUUUUUGAAGAACAGAUGGAGAAGGAGCGACUGAGCAAGAUCUCCAGCGCAAAGUAUAAGAAGCAGGUGCGGAUGAAGAAGAAGGGAAGCAGCUUUAACUACAACGAUUAG